UGCAAGUAUACCAAAAAGGCUGUCUAACGUCUGUCCAAAAAGAAACUGAUGAUAAAAUAUUUAUGACUGCAUGCUCGAUCCACUGCACCCAAGGUCAUUCAACCGGAGGUCAAUUCCCGUGGUGAAGUUCUACCCCUAGUCUCCUCCACCCAGACGAUGGGCUAAAGUUCACGAGAAACGUCACUGACCUUCGAUCGGCGAACGAAUUAAUUCCCCUCUCCUCCUAGUAAUGACUUUUUUACUUCCGAGAACGAGAAAAUAAAAUUUGAUGGGUGAGAUCAAUCGUAUUGUAUCGGUCUCACCCGGUGGAGGAAAGAGAAUGCUGAAUGAGGCUGAUGGAACCCCUGGGUAUUGCCCCUGAAGUUGUAGAUGUGAGGACACUACCAAGAUGGUCGGAUAUACCGAUACAGCAUCAUUACACGGAUUACUCCAAUUCGCUGGUGGAGCCCACACACCACGCGGAAUCACCGUUCCCUUGUCAAUCCAUAAUAAAUCGGAAAAUUGCAUUAUGGACUGGAGAUAUAUCGAUUUUACAAGUAGACGCGGUAGUCAAUCCAACCAAUGAGACAUUGGAUGACAAUAGUCCAACGUGCCAAAGAAUAUUCACCAAAGCAGGUCCAGCACUCAGUAUUGAAAUUGAUAAUGAAGUUAAUGAAUGCAGAACUGGCGAAGUAAAAGUGACCCAAGCUCACAACCUCCCAGCCCGUUACAUUAUCCACACAGUUGGUCCAAUCUACAACGUGAAAUACCAAACGGCAGCUCAAAAUACCCUCCACUGUUGUUAUCGGAACGUUCUCCAAAAAUCACGUGAACUUGGAUUACGUACAAUUGCACUACCCGUUAUUAAUUCAGUGAGACGUAAUUAUCCACCUGAUGCUGGUGCGCAUAUUGCGCUGCGUACAGUGCGAAGAUUUUUGGAGCAAUUCAGUGAUACGAUAUCGUGCGUUGUCUUUGUACUGGAGCCGUGUGAUUUGGGAAUUUAUCAAGUGCUGCUGCCUCUGUAUUUUCCGAGGACUAUUGAGGAGCAGGAUAAUGCUUGCUGGCAGUUGCCUAGUGAUAUUGGGGGGACUGAUGGGGAACCCAUGCUGCCAGAUCGACAGAUACGAAUUAUUGACAAUCCACAACAUACACUUCAUGCUGAUGAGACUAUUGAAUUAUCUAGUCAAUUGGAUACAUCACUAAACCUCAGUGAGCACGCAUUCACUCAAAUGCAGGGAGAUUUGGACAGGCAGAGGUUACUGGGUGAGCGACCACUCGCUGAUCCACUUGCCGACAUAAUGCUCAAGCAGAUGCAGCAGAAGGAGAGGUACGAGAGACUUUUACGAAGGGCAAAAACCGAAGACUUGACUGAAGUCUCUGGAAUUGGUUGUCUUUACCAGAGUGGAGUUGACAGGCAAGGGAGACCAGUCGUCGUCUUCGUGGGAAAGUGGUUUCCAGCGACGAAAAUCAAUCUCGAUAAGGCCUUACUCUACUUGAUUCAGCUACUGGAUCCAAUCGUCAAGGGUGACUACGUAAUAGCCUACUUUCAUACUUUAACAACAAGUAACAACUAUCCGAGUUUUCAUUGGCUGAGAGAAGUGUACAAUGUGCUUCCUUACAAAUAUAAGAAGCAUCUCAAACAUUUUUACAUCGUUCAUCCUACCUUUUGGACCAAGAUGAUGACAUGGUGGUUCACAACCUUCAUGGCACCGGCUAUCAAACAGAAAGUUCACAAUCUACCCGGUGUCGAGUACUUGUACGAAGUCAUGUCACCAGAUCAAUUAGAAAUUCCAGCUUACAUCACUGAAUAUGAUAUGACGAUAAACGGAAUGAGAUAUUACCAGCCAGACCAGUCUCCCUCACCGUUAACGUAACCGCAGCGAGGUGACAACUACACAAUAAAUUAAAAAUUCCCACUUCAAGAGAAAGAAGAACAAAAAAAAUCGUAAAUUUAAUAAUGCCCGCGUCGCCUUUAAAUUUGCCUUCGCACGCAAAGAGAGAAAAAAAUUACCGUGAAACAGCAUUUUUUCACCCUACCAAUUUUUUCCCAAGUGUAGCCCAGAUAUAAAGAGAACAAUAUAAUCUUUGUGAAUCAAUUGCGAGAGAGAAUGAAGCUCCUAGGGAGUUAACAAUUCCUUUGCUGACGGAAAUGAUGAGUCGAGUAUUCUGACCUUUUCCGAGACGAUUGGGUUUUUGCAUGAGACAAGAAAUGCUGACAAAAAACAUUGUUUGUACUAGAGGAAACAAGAUAGAACCGUCUUUCACCCGAUCUCAUUUGUGAUAUUUCAGCUAAUUAAUAAAUGGACAACGUGGAAAAAGUCCAGAUGCAGAAGAAAUCGAUUUCCAAUUUCAGUUCUUUUUUGUUAGAAAACUACUCAUUUUUUAUUCAAAAAAUAUUGCAUUAUGUUCCAAAGAUCCUGAACUUCUAUUAGGUUUAAUAAUCAGGUCUCAUUCAAAAACCCAACAUCAUUAACUAAAACCCAUAGCCGAUAGACACGAACGUAUGAAGAAUUAGAUAUUAGAUAUUAUUGACUGCCAAACAAUAUCGGUGAAUCAGUAUUUUUGCGACGUUGCGCGAGCCUCACUUUAUCAAAUAGCAUAAAAUCAGCAUAAAAAUAAAAAAUGGGGUAAUACCGGAAAUAAGAGAUUUUCGUUGUUAUGGCUUUUACUCGUAUGACCUCAUUUUUUUUCUUGAAUAAAAAACCGAGAGAUAUGAGCACGUCGUCAAUAUUUUAGAGUACCUAUAACGUUUAGAUGAACAGGAGUGAUUUGCCCCUGUGGUAUUGAAACUACGUAAAAAGUACGUCGAAAUAUUGUUGUUAUAGAGAAAUACAAAUGGUAUAAAAACAAACCUGAGGAAAAACGUUGAAAACAGAGUCUAUAUGCGAUUUACCUGUACAUUAUCAAUAUUUUAUUAAUUGACUUUGCUAUUAUAGUGUUUGCGUGAAGUGGAAAUAGAAGAAUAUGAAAUCGAAGGAUAAAUUAUGUAAAAGUGUGGAAAUUCAGGGGAGACAUCUCGUUUCUAGAUUAUGUAAAAGUUCAGAUUAAUUUUCAGGAGAGGAGAUUAUAUCGACGAUGAGUGGUUUCAGGAGGAAACGUCGAGAGAUGUUUUUACCAAAAACCAUGCAUUAUCGAGAUACUUAAUUAUUUAAUAAGACAUAAAAAACUGAAUUGUUGCAUCAGUUUAUUUAGUUUUAUUUCGUCAUUCACAAAUUAAUCUGAACUUUAUCGAGGAGAUUUAUUAAAAAGUAACUGAGUAGGCUAGAUGAAGCAAAAGAAUAUGUCAAAAGAGCUUCGCGCCACUUACUCGUAGAGGCCGUGCCGUUGUUGACGAUUAAACAAAUAAAGUUGAAUAAAAAAGAAAUAUUAUCAAUUAAUAGAUAUAUAAAAUGCGUCUCGCGUUCAUGUUGACCAAUCGAGCCUGUUCGAUAAUUCAUUCCGCUGAUUUUUGUUUGUCACAGUCAUUAUUUUAUGCGUUUUACAUUCUUUAUUUUAUCGUUUCGGUUAAGUGGAGAGACGAGAUAUAUUGAGAAUUUGUGAAAUGAGAGAUAUCUCCUUCAUUUUUUAUUUAUUUCGGUUGUUUAUCACUGGUUUUUGGGAAAAAAGUUCAAGAAACAACGGGUUAUCGAGAUAAUUAAACUUCUAACACGAAAAAUUAAAUUCUCAUAGUGGCUCCUCAUUCCAAUGAUUUUUAUUAAUUAAUUUCGACUAAUGAAUUAUUACUUGACUAGAAUAUUGAGUAAAGCUGGAACACUCAGAGAGAAACCCCAUAGAAAUAUGAAAUAUUAUCAGGUCUACAGAUUCAUGAACUAAUCAUAGUUUUUCAUUUCAUAAUUUAAUUUAACUCGACCUAAUAGUAGCUUAAUCAAUCGGACAAUCUAUUUGUUGCAUAAAUGAUUUCGACUCCCCCAUUUUAUUCAUCUAAAUCAAUCGAGAAUUCAUCAUUGCUUCAGAAUAUGUUUCAAUCAACAAAUAUUCACAUCACAUAUUUUUAAAAUUAUCAUUUGGUUGUGUUUGGUAAUCUGCAAAUGUUUUUGGAUUUUUCAAACCAUCGUUUCUGUGAAAUUAUUAAUAAUCCCCCAAUCCGUUGAUGAUAGAUGAGAGUACAUGUUUGCAGUUGUCAUUGACUUUUUUUUAAGUUGUAUGUGUGUGAGAGUGAAUUAGAGAGUGAGAUAGAAAAAUAAUUCAAUUUUUCUUCUCCUCACUCUUCGACAUUGUUGUUAUUCCGAAUUAUGAAUAAUAUAUAUUGUAUAGAAAAGUGGUGGUUAUUGAUUGAGAAGGAUACGAAUUCAUUAAAAAAACAACAUUUAUUCUAGAGGAAGACAAAAUAAAUUGAUUUAAAAAUA
Molecule: messenger RNA, 4325 nt
Organism: Diachasma alloeum
Lineage: Eukaryota; Metazoa; Arthropoda; Insecta; Hymenoptera; Braconidae
Gene: Gdap2
Product: protein GDAP2 homolog
Exons: 11
Coding region: 327-1853 (508 amino acids)
Source: RefSeq, a predicted model, not a curated record